CCAGAUGAACGCCACAGUCACCACCAUCCGCAACGUCAUUGGUGUUUUGCCAGGCAGCCACCAGGCAAACAGGUACAUCAUCCUAGGCAACCAUCGCGAUGCAUGGGUGUUUGGGGCAGCAGACCCCAACAGCGGCACCACGUGUCUGCUCGAGGUCGCGCGUGCCUUUGGCCACAUGGCAGCGCGUGGUUGGUCGCCGCGCCGCUCCAUUGUGUUCGCCAGCUGGGACGCUGAGGAGUAUGGAUGUCUUGGGUCAACGGAGUGGGCGGAGGACAACGCCCCUGUGCUAGCCACUAAAGCCAUCGCCUAUAUCAACGUGGAUGUGGCGGUGGGGGGAGGGGGCUUCCACGCCUCCGCCACCCCUCAGCUUGAUGACCUCAUCCGUGACGUCAGCAGCCAGGUGGCCAAUCCCGAUGGCCCGGCCGGCCAGUCGCUAUUGGAGGGAUGGGCGGCUGAGCACAACGUGUCAGAGCCUGAGUUGGGCCGACUCGGAGGCGGAGGCAGCGACUACGCAGCAUUCCUGCAGCACCUUGGGAUUGCCGCCGCUGACACACAUUUUGGAGGAUCCUACCCCAUGUACCACAGCGUGUACGACAACUACCAUUGGAUGGCCACCUUUGCCGAUCCACUCUUCAAGCGCCACGUGGCAGUGGCUAAGAUGAUGGCUGGCGUGGCUGCCAGGCUGGCAGGCGACCACCGCCUUCCUUUCAACUACAGCGCGUAUGCCGCCCACCUGGGGCGUGACGUGGCAAGGCUGCAGUCUGACCUGGCAUCACAAGGCGCCCCGCCCUCUCUCUCUGUGGAUCCCCUCCUUGUCUCCGUCUCUCGCCUCCUGGCUGCCGCUCAGAGCAUUGACACAGAGGCUCAGCACAUCACUGCCAGCAGCAGCAGCAGCAGGUGCACGCGAGGCAGGGCAUGCCCCAUGGAGGGCGCAUCUGGGGAAGGUGCCAACUGCGGGUCGUCCAAGGCAAUGGAUGGGGUGAACGAGCGGCUGUUCCUGGCAGAGAGGGGGUUCCUGGACGGGCAUGGGAUCGGGCCUCACUACACGUGGUUCAAGCACCUGGUGUACGGCCCUGAGAAGGACAACGACUACGCCACGUCGCCAUUCCCUGGAAUCCGAGAUGCCAUUGCUGAUGUCAUAAACAGCAACUCCCCCAGGAAGGAGCUUUUCUCUCGCCGCGCUGCGCUGGAUGCUGAGAGCGCUGCUGCUACCGGUGUGGAGGUUGGGACGAGCAGUGCCAAUGAUAGGGAGAGUGACAGUGAGGGGAGUGACAGUAACGGAGAUCAGGAGGGAUGGAAGGCAGUGCAGCAUGAGAUUUUCCGGGCGGCAAGGGCUAUUGAGCGGGCGGCCAAGAUCCUUGAGGGGCAGCUGCUGUGAGGGGGUGCUGUGAAGCGCAGGUGCUGUGAAGAGCAGGUGCUGUGAAGAGCAGGUGCUGUGAGGAGCAGGUGCUUGGAAGGUGUGCUGUGAUGGAGUUUGCAUGCAUGCUUUGAGGCGCCUCGAGUUAAGGACCCCAAUCAUUGAGCUGGCAACAUUGAUCCUUGCAGGGCAGCUAGUUUGAGCUGCAAUGGUGUGUGCUGUGCAUUGCUGCAGUCGCAUGGUUGUGCUGUGCUGCAUGCGUUGGGUUCGGGUGGGGCUUAUGCAGUGUCUCGCUGCACUAGCAAGCAGUGUUAUGCAGGCAUUAUACUUCUGAAAGCACAUGGUACUAUUAUUAAAAGCAGCGCAGGACCAGCAAGGUUACUAUGCUGAGGCAAUAGCUUCCCAUAGUGUGCAAUACAUGUAGUCCACGAAA
This is a messenger RNA of Closterium sp. NIES-67, 1790 nucleotides long. NCBI's taxonomy places the organism in Eukaryota, Viridiplantae, Streptophyta, Zygnematophyceae, Desmidiales, Closteriaceae. The record is from the annotation of a GenBank genome assembly.